AUGGCGCCUAGUGAUAGUCCUGAGGCCAAGAGCAUCUCCGCCUACGGCGUAGCUCGGUCGACUAUCAAGCCAGAAAAGCUACUUGAUCAGGAUGAAAUUCGCAAGAUAGACGCUUAUUUCCAGGCAAGUUUAUACUUGUGCCUCGGCAUGCUCUAUUUGCGUGACAAUCCCUUGCUCAAGGAGCCACUCAAAAAAGAGCAUAUCAAAGCUAGAGUUCUGGGGCACUGGGGGUCUGAUGCAGGCCAAUCUUUCACGUGGAUUCACCUGAACCGCGUGAUAAUCAAGUAUGGCCUCGAAAUUCUUUAUAUAUCAGGUCCUGGGCAUGGAGCCCCUGGAAUUCUGUCACAGUCAUAUCUUGAGGGAGUAUAUACAGAAGUGUACCCAGAUAAGACCCAGGAUGAGGAUGGAAUGCGGAGAUUUUUCAAACAAUUCUCGUUUCCCGGAGGAAUCGGUAGCCACGCUACUCCAGAGACACCCGGGAGCAUUCAUGAAGGUGGCGAGCUGGGAUAUUCAAUUUCUCAUGCUUUUGGAUCCGUCUUUGACCGUCCAGACCUCAUAACUAUUGCUGUUGUGGGCGAUGGCGAGGCCGAGACAGGGCCAUUAGCUACAAGCUGGCAUAGUACGAAGUUUCUGAAUCCCAUAACAGAUGGCGCUGUUCUUCCGGUAUUGCAUUUAAAUGGGUACAAGAUUAACAACCCAACUAUCCUAGCUCGGAUUAGCCAUGAAGAACUGGCAUCUUUGUUCAAAGGAUAUGGCUGGACACCGUAUUUUGUGGAAGGUAGCGAUCGUCAUAGCAUGCACCAAGCAAUGGCUGCAACCGUUGAGCACUGUAUUUUGCAGAUCAGGAAAUUCCAGAAGCAAGCACGAGAAUCUCAAACCCCAUUCCGGCCUCUCUGGCCGAUGAUUGUCCUGAGAACCCUCAAAGGAUGGACUGCCCCGCAUGAUCUUGAUGGCAAAAAACUUGAAGGCUUCUGGAGGGCACAUCAGGUGCCUAUACCAGAUGUCGCUGUCAAUCCCAACCAUUUGAAAAUACUAGAAUCGUGGAUGCGAAGUUACAACCCAGAGAAACUUUUUGAUGAGAGUGGUGAGCUGAAUUCUGAGCUCAAGGCGCUGGCACCAAUUGGCAAUGCACGUAUCAGUGCAAACCCGGUCGGGAAUGGCGGUAUUCUACGCAAACCACUGAAUCUGCCUGACUUCCGCAAAUAUAUGCUUCCAGAUAUUGAGGCUGGAAUCUCAGUCGCUGGCAGCAUGACUAAUAUGGCAAAGUUUUUGCGAGAUGUGAUUUCAGCGAACAUGACUAAUUUUCGGCUUUUUGGGCCCGAUGAGACAGAGUCUAACAAACUCGGUGAAGUCUACAAGGCAACCCAGAAAGUGUGGCUUGGUCAGUAUUUUGAGGAGGAUAAAGACGGAGGAAAUUUGGCUACAUCGGGACGUGUUAUGGAAAUGCUCAGCGAACACACGGUCGAGGGGUGGCUGGAAGGAUACAUUCUCUCCGGACGUCAUGGGUUGCUGAAUAGUUACGAACCUUUCAUUCAUAUUAUUGAUUCUAUGGUGAACCAACAUUGCAAAUGGCUUGAAAAAUGUCUCGAAAUUGAGUGGCGCGCUAAAGUGGCGUCCCUCAAUAUUUUACUUACUGCGACCGUUUGGAGACAAGAUCACAAUGGCUUUACUCAUCAAGAUCCCGGAUUUUUGGAUGUUAUCGCAAACAAAAGUCCCGAGGUCGUCCGCAUCUACCUACCGCCUGAUGGUAACUGUCUCUUGUCCGUUAUGGACCAUUGCCUUCGAAGUAUGAACUACGUCAAUGUCAUAGUAGCCGACAAACAGGAGCAUAUUCAAUUCCUUGGCCCACAAGAUGCCAUCGAACACUGUGCUAAGGGUGUGGGCAUCUGGGACUGGGCAAGCAAUGACCAGGGCAAGGAACCGGACGUGGUAUUGGCUGGAUGCGGUGACGUGGCCACAAAUGAAGCUCUAGCAGCGACCGCCCUUCUUCGAGAAUACUUGCCGAAUUUGAAGAUCCGAUUUGUUAACGUGGUAGAUUUAUUCAGACUUAUAUCUGGAACCGAGCAUCCUCACGGAAUGUCCGAUAAAGAGUGGGGUGCCAUUUUUACUGUGGACAAACCCAUCAUCUUCAACUUCCAUUCGUAUCCUUGGCUCGUACACCGCCUUACCUACAAACGACCUGGUCAAUACAAUCUGCACGUGAGAGGCUACAAAGAGAAAGGGAACAUUGAUACGCCGUUCGAGCUGGCUGUUCGGAACCAAACUGACAGAUAUAGCCUUGCAAUCGAAGCUAUCGAUCGCAUCGAAUCUCUGGGAAAUACUGCCUCCGCAGUUCGAGAAAGGUUCAUUAAGCUCCAAUUAUCAGCUAUUUCUGUAGCAUAUGACAAGGGAAUCGACCCAGAACACAUUCGAAAUUGGCGAUGGGCUUUUCCGAGCAAAAGCUAG
Talaromyces proteolyticus is the source of this 2445-nucleotide messenger RNA. RefSeq names its product putative phosphoketolase. NCBI's taxonomy places the organism in Eukaryota, Fungi, Ascomycota, Eurotiomycetes, Eurotiales, Trichocomaceae. Gene Ontology annotation, molecular function: aldehyde-lyase activity. The coding region runs from base 1 to 2445 and encodes 814 amino acids. The record is from RefSeq and is a predicted model, not a curated record. The transcript has a single exon. Gene Ontology annotation, biological process: carbohydrate metabolic process.